Triplophysa rosa is the source of this 1677-nucleotide messenger RNA. RefSeq names its product ALG12 alpha-1,6-mannosyltransferase (gene alg12). NCBI's taxonomy places the organism in Eukaryota, Metazoa, Chordata, Actinopteri, Cypriniformes, Nemacheilidae. The record is from RefSeq and is a predicted model, not a curated record. Gene Ontology annotation, molecular function: alpha-1,6-mannosyltransferase activity. Gene Ontology annotation, cellular component: endoplasmic reticulum membrane. Gene Ontology annotation, biological process: protein N-linked glycosylation. The coding region runs from base 169 to 1677 and encodes 502 amino acids. The transcript has 9 exons.
AACCGUUUACAAGCAUUAAAUUUAAAACACACACUGAAGAUAUUUUUCCAUAUUAUUCCUGUCCAUUUAAAGAUAGCUUGCUUGUCGUUAAGUCCCGCCCAUUGUAUUUAUUGUUUUGGUUUUUGCCAUUCCCCCAGUCUUUUUCGUUUCCUUAGCACAGUGCUGAGCAUGCGCCACUGCGCCAGCUUGAUCUCGCUUACAAUGGCUCGGAAAGGAUCAUCAAAUGAGCUUACGCUUUUGGGUUUAAUUGUCUGUAUUGUUUAUUUGCAUUUAUUUACGUGUCCUUACACCAAAGUUGAGGAAAGUUUUAACUUACAAGCUAUUCAUGAUAUCCUAUACCAUCGAUUCAAUUUCGAAAAGUAUGAUCAUAAUGAAUUCCCUGGUGUGGUACCACGUACGUUUCUUGGACCUCUAUUCAUAUCAGUCCUAAGUGCACCAAUUACAUGUGUGCUUACCUUCCUUCAAGCUCCAAAACUUUACACUCAGAUUCUCGUGCGAGGGAUUCUUGGACUAUGUGUGAUCCUGGCUCUGUGGCAUAUGCAAAGAGAGGUCAGGAGGCAGUUUGGGUCAAUGGUGGCCAGUUUGUUUUGCUUUAUCUCCACCACACAGUUCCAUCUGAUGUUUUACAGCACAAGAACGCUCCCUAAUGUGUUCGCUUUACCUAUAGUUCUGCUGGCAUUUACAUCCUGGAUGGCUCAGAGACAUUGCCCCUUCAUUUGGCUCUCUGCUUUGGUCAUUAUUGUUUUCCGCUUUGAACUGUGUCUCUUCCUUGGGCUGAUGUUGUUGAUAUCGCUCCUAAGCAGGAAACUAUAUUUUCUACUGUUGCUUUACCAUGCCAUACCUGCUGGCAUGUUAUUUUUGGGUCUAACUGUCACUGUUGACACAAUAUUCUGGAACAAGCUACUCUGGCCUGAGGGUAAGGUACUCUGGUACAACACAGUCCUGAAUAAAAGCUCCAACUGGGGAACCUCUCAUUUUCUCUGGUACUUCUACUCUGCACUGCCUCGAGCUCUUGGCAGCACAAUACUAUUUAUACCCCUUGGCCUAUUGGACAGACGGACAAGAACACUGUUCAUCCCAGUUGUAGGCUUCAUUCUGCUGUACUCACUUCUACCCCAUAAGGAGCUCCGUUUUAUCAUCUACACCAUCCCUGUGUUUAACUUAAUUGCUGCUCGUGGCUGCUCUUUCAUUUUGAACAGUUGCCACAAGUCACGGAUACAUAAAAUUUGCUCCGUAGUUGUGAUAGGACAUUUGAUGUUAAACGGAGUAUACACAAGUAUUUCUCUGUAUGUUUCCUAUUACAACUACCCAGGAGGAAAAGCAAUGCAGGAGUUACAUAGAUUAAAGCCAGCAACAGCAGAUGUGUCAUUACACAUUGAUGUACUUGCUGCACAAACAGGAGUCUCACGUUUUCUGGAACUUAAUAGUAACUGGAGGUAUUACAAGAGAGAAUAUUUGACUCUUGAGGAUCCAAUCAUGAAAACAUAUUCACAUCUUUUAAUGGAAGCAAAUGAAACUAAGAUAUUUCUGCUCAAAGAUUCUUACAAGCCUUUGGCCUUCAUUCCAGGAUAUCAAAGCAUUGCAUUCGAAUUGUCCCAUUUUCCACCUCUUCAUAUAAAUCUUAUUAAGAAGCUUAUGGUUCUAGAAAGACUUGACUCAUUAAAUGAUCCAAAUUAA